This is a messenger RNA of Rhinolophus ferrumequinum (greater horseshoe bat), 3396 nucleotides long. RefSeq names its product polyamine modulated factor 1 binding protein 1 (gene PMFBP1). NCBI's taxonomy places the organism in Eukaryota, Metazoa, Chordata, Mammalia, Chiroptera, Rhinolophidae. Gene Ontology annotation, biological process: spermatogenesis. The coding region runs from base 122 to 3187 and encodes 1021 amino acids. The transcript has 21 exons. The record is from RefSeq and is a predicted model, not a curated record.
CAUUCUUUCUUCCUCUUGGCUUAUAUUAGGGGUAGGGGAUGUGGUUCAUUACAAAGAAUGAGUAUUUUGAUAGCUUCUCAUUCUGGGAACUAUUCUGCAGGUUUAUAACAAAGUUCAGAAAAUGCUAAAGCUUAAAGGAGAAUUGAGAGGUGCCAAGGAAAUGAAAGAUGAGGUGGGGGAAAGAGACAGAGAAGUGAGCAGCCUGAACAGCAAGCUCCUGAGCCUGCAAGUGGACAUCAAGAAUCUGCAUGAUGUCUGCAAGAGGCAGGGAAAGACCUUGCAGGAGAGUCAGCUCUCUGUGGAGGAGGCAAUGAUGAACAGCGGCCACAAUAAGAAACAAGCGUUAGCAUUCGAGGAAUUACAGAUGGAGUUUGAGCCCAGCAAACAGUGUCAUCUGAGACAACUCCAACAACUCAAGAAAAAAUUGCUGGCCCUUCAGCAAGAACUGGAGUUCCGCACAGAGGAGUUGCAGACUUCUUACUGUUCCCUCCUGCAGUAUCAAUCCGUCCUAGAGAAGCAGACUUCCGACCUGGUUCUUCUUCACCAUCACUGCAAACUGAAAGAAGAUGAGGUGAUUCUCUAUGAGGAGGAAAUUGGAAAUCAUAACGGGAACACAGGAGAGAAGCUGCAUUUGGCACGGGAGCAACUCGCCUUGGCCGGGGACAAGAUCGCCUCCCUAGAAAGGAGCUUAAACCUCUACAGGGAUAAAUACCAGACCUCCCUGAGCAACAUUGAGUUACUGGAGUGCCAAGUGAAGAUGUUGGAAGGGGAGCUCAGUGGCAUCAUCGCUCAGGAACCUGAGAACAAGGGUGAUCAUUCAAAGGUGCGUAUAUACACUUCUUCCUGCAUGAUUCAAGAGCAUCAGGAGACCCUGAAACGAUUGUCUGAAGUCUGGCAAAAGGUCUCUGACCAGGACGAUCUAAUCCAGGAACUUCGAAAUAAGCUAGCCUGCAGUAACGCUUUGGUUUUGGAGCGUGAAGAGGCUUUGAUAAAAUUACAAGCAGACUUUGCUUCUUAUACGGCCACCCACCGACAUCCUCCUAGCUCCUCAGAAGAUUGUGAAGACAUCAAAAAGAUACUGAAGCACUUGCAGGAGCAGAAAGACAGCCAGUGCCUGCACGUGGAGGAGUACCAGAACCUCGUGAAGGACUUGCGCAUGGAGCUGGAAGCUGUGUCGGAACAAAAGAAAAACAUCAUGAAGGACAUGAUGAAGCUGGAGCUGGACCUGCACGGGCUGCGGGAGGAGACCUCUGCCCACGUGGACAGGAAGGAUAAGGAGGUCGUCAUCCUGCAGAGGCGGCUGCAGGAGCUGCAGGUGCAAUUCACUGAGACACAGAAGCUCGGUUUGAAGAAAGACACGCUCCUCCAAGAGAAAGAUGAAAUGCUGCAUGAGCUAGAGAAGGAACUGGCACAGGUUCAGACAACACUCAUGAAAAAAGAUAUGGAGUUGGAGAACCAGCAACUAAUGACAACAGAACUCGAAAUCGCCAUCCAGGAGGCGAAGCAGAAUAAGUGCAAGGUGGAGUGUGGGGCCACGCGAGUUGAGAUCCAGAAGCUGAAGGGCUGUCUCAAAGAUGCCCAACAGCAGCAGAGGCUGGCUGCUCAGCAAGCAGCCCAGUAUAAAGAAGAGGCCAUUCUGGCAAGGAGUAACCUGGAGGAUUCCCAGAGGAAACUGCAAAACUGCAUUUUCCUGGAGAAGCAGAAGGCAGACACUAUCCAGGAGCUGCAGAGAGAGCUUCAGAAGCUACAGAAGGAUUCCUUGAUGGCUGAAGAGGAACUCACACCCAACAGGAAACGGGUAGAGGAGCUGACAUCAGAACUCGCGGAGGCCCUGAGGAAGCUUGAAAAUGCAGACAAGGAAAAGAGGCAGCUUCAGAAGACAGUGGCUGAGCAGAAUAUGAAACUGAAUGACCUGCUAGAUCGUAUAAAACUCAUUCAACACCAGCACAGGGAGCAAGGUUGCACCAAAACCACUCUAGAAGAGGAGCUUAAGGAGGCAACAAGGUUACUAGAGGAGAAACGGGAGCAAUUGAAAAAGAGCAAAGAACGGGAGAAGGUGCUGGAGCAAGAGAUUGAGUCACUCCGACAGGAAGAAAAAAAGAAAGAAAAGAUGUCAAAAGAGAAUUUGCUAAAGUUGGAGGAGGAAAAUGAGACUCUCAAAGCACAGUUAAAGCAAUGUACUACACAGCGGGAUUCCUCUCUCAGCAAAUACAGCGCCUCCCAGAAAGUCAUCCAAGAGCUGAAUAGUGAGAUAGCCCAACAGAAGGAGGUCUUAGCGUGUCUGCAGGCCCAGCUAGACACGAAUCUGCAGAAAGAGAAGCAAUGUCUCCAGACCAUGGUCAGUAAAGCAGCUUAUGAGGAAUUAUCCCGGAAGUCAAUCGCCAGCCAAGAUGACCUGACAGAAGCCCUCGAGAAGCUCAAUCAAGCGACCUCAGAGACCAAGAGCCUGCACCGGAGCUUGAUGCAGGCCCAAGAUAGGAAAGCUCAUCUGGAAGAUGAAAUCAUGGUUUAUGAGGAAAGGAUGAAAAAGCUCAACAUGGAAUUAAAAAAACUUCAGGGCUUCCACCAGCAGAGUGAGCUAGAGGUACACGCGUUUGACAAAAAGCUGGAGGAGAUGAGCAACCAAGUGCUGCAGUGGCAGAAGCAGCACCAGAGUGACCUCAAGAUGCUGGCCGCUAAAGAAGAGCAGCUCAGGGCGUUCCAGGAGGAAAUGGCUGCCCUGAAAGAGAACCUCCUUGCCGAUGAAAAGGAGUCCUGUUGCCUGCCCCAGCGGUCAGUGGCCAAAGACACCUGCAGGCUGCACCGAGAGAACGAUCAGAUUAUGACCAACAUGGAACAAUGGGCAAAAGAGCAGAAGAUCGCCAAUGAGAAAUUAGGAAACAAGCUCCGUGAACAGGUUAAAUAUAUCGCCAAACUGACCGAUGAAAAGGACCAACUCCACAGCGUAAUGGUCCAUCUGCAGCAGGAAAACAAGAAGCUGAAGACCGAGAUAGAGGAGAAGAAGCUGAAAGCCGGGCACCCAAGGUUAUGCACCAAAGCCCUCAGCCCAAGCAAAAUGGAGCCCACACAAAGGGGGAAAGUGUGCAGCACCUUGGGCUGGAGGGGGAUAACCCAGGACAUGAGCCAAAGAGUGGACAUCACCAAGUGUAUCAGGAUGCCCCACUGCUCAGGUUCCUCAUAUUGCUAGAAUCAGUGCCUUGUCCCAAGCGUCAUUUCCACGCAUGUUUUUCAGAGGACUCUCUCUUGACCUGGAUCAGCUCUUAUAGGAACAUAUCAAGGUCCCAGCCUGUUGUGCAAAGUGCUAACGUUUGAGUUUUGUCCACUUCCUGCAGUGGAGUGAGCUUUGGAAUCAUACUACCAUCUCCAGGCCCAAACCCCAAAAUAAAGACAUGAGCA